AAAUCACCCCAACUCACGCCCCUAUAAAUAGAGCUGAAUAUAAUUCGUUUCUCAAUUUGUCACUCUCUAGUCUCUUCUCAAUAAAAUUAAAGAAAAGGCUCUCAAUAAAUUACACUUUCAUGGCUUUCAAAACCAUAUAUGUUGCUCUCAUCCUCUUCAUGGUUACAUCGUGCAUUGGUCAUAGCAUGGAGGCAGAAGAACACAAAUUGUUUCCAUUAAUUGCGUGUAAAAAUGAUUGGGAUUGCAGGGUGAACCCAGAUUGCCACCAUUGCAAUGUCAAACGUCAGUGGUGUUUAUGUGGAACUCAAACUGCGGAUGCUAUUCCUGGAACUGGACACCGCAAAUUAAUGGCCAUGGAAGAAGAAUCUAAGCUAAUAUAAUACACUAGUUUAUUUAAUAGUAGUAGUAAAGAAUUGUAUGUAAUACAAGGAUAAGAUAAAAAUCAUGUUCCAUCCAAUUUAGAGGAUUCUGUCCUAUAAUAAAUAAGUAUGCCAUUAUACCAAGUAUACAAUAUUGAUAUAUAUCAACAACAGAAGGUAUACAAUGAAAAUUAAUCAAUACACAUCCAUGCAUAGCAAGUAUAAAUAUAAAAAAAUACAUAGUCUACGCCAUCUCCCAAAAUUGCCUUCUAAAUUUUUAUAGGACGUUCCAAAAAAGAUAUCCAUUAUACUAUGUAUUUAUGAUUUGUGUUAUUGUGUACAUGGUUCUUAUUGAUCUCUUCUUUUCACAUCAAUGACACCAAUACAGUUUUACUUUUGAA
Molecule: messenger RNA, 760 nt
Organism: Cuscuta europaea
Lineage: Eukaryota; Viridiplantae; Streptophyta; Magnoliopsida; Solanales; Convolvulaceae
Source: the annotation of a GenBank genome assembly